Messenger RNA from Talaromyces proteolyticus, 1928 nucleotides. RefSeq names its product Sodium/hydrogen exchanger family-domain-containing protein. The transcript is spliced from 3 exons. The record is from RefSeq and is a predicted model, not a curated record. Gene Ontology annotation, cellular component: membrane. The coding region runs from base 165 to 1928 and encodes 587 amino acids. Lineage: Eukaryota; Fungi; Ascomycota; Eurotiomycetes; Eurotiales; Trichocomaceae. Gene Ontology annotation, molecular function: antiporter activity. Gene Ontology annotation, biological process: proton transmembrane transport.
GUUUUUGAAUCUCUACACCCAAAAGGCCAAGUUUUGUCAAUAAUCAGCAGUAAAUUUUAAUGGAGUCCUCUUUUAUGUUAAGUUUCUUCAUUUAUUGUCUGACGGCCUUGCCCAUUUCGACAGGACAGUUGCAGUUCCUCAGAUCCAAUUGGGACUGAUACAAAAUGGCUGUGCCACGCGAGGCAGCAGCUGCCUUUGCAUACACAGAACCGCAGAUUGUUACGGUUCUCAACCAAGCUGGGUUUUUAUUAGCGCUUAACCUCGUCAACGCCUGUCUUGACAAAUUCCUGUACUGUGGUUUGGUUGGUCAGCUACUUAUUGGUAUUCUCUGGGGCACCCCCGGCGCAAAAUGGCUUGAUCAGGAGACAGAAACAGUCAUACAGCAACUCGGCUAUCUGGGUCUGAUCAUGUUGGUUUACGAAGGUGGCUUGUCAACAUCGGUUAAAUUGCUGAGACGAAACCUUCUUGUUUCCGUGGCUGUCGCGGUUACUGGGAUUGGCGUACCAAUCGGUUUAUCGUUUGCCCUCAAGAAACUAGGGACAACAAGCUCUCUUCAAGUUUUUGCAGCUGGCAUGGCACUUAGCGCAACUAGUUUGGGAACCACCUUUACUAUCCUAUCAACUACACAGCUUUUAGCUACACGGCUUGGCACUGUAACAACUAGUGCGGCAAUGCUAGACGAUGUCGUUGGUCUCAUAAUGAUCCAAGUAAUCUCGAACCUUGGUGAGAAUGAAAAUUCCUUCAAAAUUGUGACAGUCAUUCGGCCGAUCUUUGUCUCGAUCGGAUUUGCCAUUGGUAUCUACCUUCUGUGGAAAUUUGUCCUGAAAACUGGCCUAAAUCGAUAUCUACUUUCGAAGAAUAAAGUCCCGGAAUUCUUGCGUACUAUGCCCUGUGCAUUUAUCGUACAAACGGCUGUUCUAGUUGGGAUCGUCUCUGCUGCCACAUAUGCAGGAACAUCAACCUUUUUUGCUGCUUACAUUGCCGGAAUCAUCACCUCCUCAUUUGACGAGUUGGUAGGUGAGUCCAAAGAGUCAGUUAUAAAGGCGUCGGGUGCCGCCCGUUCAACUACUGGUGCGGUUCAUAACCAAGCUAGAAGUCCCAUAGAAGGGAAUGUGCAUCAGCAAAGUGCCUCCAUCUAUGGGGAAGGAUCAUCAAGUACUUGUCCUCCAGAGCGGCAGACCUCACCCAGUGAAGUACAUACGGGUGAAAUAGUCUAUAAGACAUAUUACAAACAACCUGUCAACCGAAUCCUUGUUCCCAUGUUUUUUGCAUCGAUUGGUUUUGCGAUUCCCAUCGCAAAAAUGUUCCAAGGAAGCAUCGUCUGGAGAGGCCUCGUUUAUGCUAUUAUGAUGAUCUUUGGAAAAGCGGUGACUGGUCUAUGGCUUGUUAGAUUUUCACAAAGCCAACCUCUUGGUGCCGCCGGUCUUAAAUCGAUUUUUUAUUUUAUCCCUUUUUCCACCACUCAAAGUUCAAAAAACAAAAAAGGGGACAAGCCGCUUCCAUCCGGGACUCAAAGUUCAGAAAUUCGACAACAAGGUGACACUAACACCGGGACAAAUGAUGAGAAUGCUAAAGCUUCCAUCUCAAACACCGACACACACCCAGCAAGUCGGAUCGUGUCUCGGCCUGUUGUAUCUAUUCCUACUAAACCUAGAUCUUUAUACCCACCGUCCAUUCUCGGGCUAGCAAUGGUCGCACGAGGAGAGAUUGGCUAUCUCAUUGCUUCACUUGCGGAGGGGCAGGGUAUUUUCUCCGCCGGACCUUCUGGAGAAGCUUCGGAAAUAUAUUUGAUCGUCAUCUGGGCCAUAUCGAUUUGUACAUUGGUAGGUCCAAUUUGCGUGGGAAUUAUUGUCAAACGAGUGAGGAAGCUGCAACGCCUAAGGGAGGUUUCGGGUGGAACGGAUCCCCUGGGGGCUUGGGGUAUAUAA